This is a messenger RNA of Lepisosteus oculatus (spotted gar), 3925 nucleotides long. RefSeq names its product neuromedin U receptor 3 (gene nmur3). The record is from RefSeq and is a predicted model, not a curated record. Lineage: Eukaryota; Metazoa; Chordata; Actinopteri; Semionotiformes; Lepisosteidae. Gene Ontology annotation, biological process: neuropeptide signaling pathway. Gene Ontology annotation, molecular function: neuromedin U receptor activity. Gene Ontology annotation, cellular component: plasma membrane.
GGCAUUUCCACAAGAAUGGGACUCGAAGGUCCCACAGACCUGUUUUUGGAGAAUACCUGACCCGGAAUCCAUCUAGUGUGGGGGACACAAAUUACGUUGAAGGUGAUUAUUUUUGGAGGCUGCAAAUUUUUACAAGAAUGAUAUUGUUGAAGCUCACUUUGGAUCAGAUGCUACUGAUGCAUCAUUAUAGCUUUGAAAACAUAACUUAAUAAAUUGCAUCAACUGGUGAAAAAAUAAAGCCGCCCCUUCCUGAGAUAAAAGAAACUUCUGUUCUCCAAUAACAGCACCUUGCACUUGUCACAAUGUCACACUAUAGAUUAGAGGACUUGUUCCAGAACUACUCAGAACUCAGUGGUAUUUCCGGUAACACCACCAUUCUCAAUUCAACUCUGAAUGACACUGGGCCUCACCAGCACUUUGCAAUUGAAGAAAUUCUCCUGAAUGUUCUUGGUCCUAAAAGAUCUUCCUUCUUCCUCCCUGUUUCCCUCACUUACCUCCUAAUCUUCAUAACAGGAGUGGCAGGCAACCUUCUUACCUGCACAGUGAUAGCCAAGCACCAGAAAAUGAGAACUCCCACCAAUCUCUAUCUGUUCAGCUUGGCUAUAUCUGAUCUCCUGGUUUUGCUCUUUGGAAUGCCUCUGGAGAUAUAUGACAUGUGGCAGAAUUAUCCUUUCCCUUUAGGUGAAGGAGGGUGUUACUUCAAAACUUUCCUUUUUGAGACGGUCUGCUUUGCCUCAGUGCUCAAUGUGACCGCUCUCAGUGUGGAGAGAUAUAUUGCAGUCGUUCACCCACUCAAGACCAAGUACGUCAUGACAAACACCCAUGCCAGGAGAGUCAUCACUACUGUUUGGGUGGUUUCCUUAAUCUGUGCUAUCCCCAAUACCUCUCUCCAUGGGAUUUACUACCUCUACCUCCCUAACAAGGAGAAGAUACCAGAGUCAGCCAUGUGCAGCCUGCUGAAACCCACAUGGAUCUACAAUCUUGUGAUUCAGAUCACCACUGUUUUCUUCUACUUCAUCCCCAUGACCAUAAUUAGUGUUCUCUACUUGAUCAUAGGCUGCCAUCUUAACCGUGAGAAAAAGUUCCCAAUUGGCAAGUUGGGGAAGAAUUGUAGCACUAAAACCAGCUGGAAGAUUCACUUAGAGAGUGGGAGACGAAGGCAGAUCACCAAAAUGUUGGCUGUAGUGGUAGUGGUGUUUGCUAUCUGCUGGGCUCCCUUUCACACGGACCGUCUGCUCUGGAGUUUCAUCACGCAGUGGACAGAUGUCAUGCACACUGUCUUCCAGUAUGUGCAUGUCAUUUCAGGGGUCUUCUUCUACUUGAGUGCCGCUGUCAACCCUAUUAUCUACAACCUGCUCUCCACCCGCUUCAGGGAACGCUUCAGGGAACUAGUGUGCAGCAACCAAGGCAGCACAGCCUCUCACAACAACUCCCCGGCCUUUUCCAAGAUCCUCAAGAGCACGUCUCUUAUUUACCAUGUCCCAGUGAAGCAAGAGGUGCCCAAGUACCUGCAGCCUUCCAUGAUUUCCCACCUGAGCUGGGAACAUGAGGAUGAAACCACAUAUAUGUAAAGCUGCAGAAAAAUGCUCUCUGUGUUUUUUUUUUUAUGUUUCAAGCCCACCGCUGGGUAAAGAAAAAUAAAACUGCUUACUGUUUCUUUACAGAGGAUCCAAAAAUGGACCUGAAGACUCUAGUGGAAUCUCACAAAAAGUGUAGAUCUCUGGGCCAAAAGAGAAAUUUCAGGGACCCUCCCCACUAAGAUUAUAUAAUAAUAUUUGUCAUGCUAUGUCAUGCUUGUGAUUCUUCAAAAGAAGACUUGCAUGGUGCACGUGGAACAUUCAGUAAGGUAAAAAAAUAUAUUUUUGCUCUCCAAAACCACAGCAAAGGUUUUUCCUGUGUUCCAGUAUUGGAUCAAGUUAGGUCAACAUAAGAAAUUUUCAUGCGCCAAAAAAGUCUUUCCCUAGUCCUUGUAACUAUGGCAUGUGAACCUUUAGCUCAAGGUACUUUUGAAAAUUAAUUCCACUGGAAUAUUCCCCAUGGGAAAUGCCUGUCAAAAUAUAUGUUUUUGAUUAUUAGUGACACUGCUAUGUCAAUUCUUCUCAUCUUGUGCUCAUCUUCUGAGCACUAGUUACAAUCUGUUCUAGACUGCUGCAUUCAGAAGAAAACAACACGAGUGUUAUAAAAGCGAAGAAAAAACUAGAAGAAAAGGAUAUACAUACGAAAUAUAAAAAAAUCCUUGCACAUUAUUUAGACUACUUAACCAUUCUUUAAAUAGUUUCAUCUCACAAGACUCAAAAGCGGCACUGGACUCUUUCUAUAAUGCCUACUGCCUGCUAGAUCCACCCAAUUUAUAUUUGUUUCUGUAUGAUGCUUAUCAGUCAUCUCAGAGAUGGAAUCAAUCACUACUCUUUUGCAAAACCUGAUUAUUAAAGCAUUUGUGGCACAUGGCUUUUCACUCUUAAAGACUGUCCUGUCAUUGUCCCUCUGGAGUCGCCACUACUGUAUGUCAUUGGCGAAAGUACUAAAAGCGUUCUACUGUAGUUUGUUUUUAAAUGUUCUGAGGUCUGACCCUUUAUUUUUUCGUUUCUGUUAGUUUCAAUACUAUUGCAAUUUUUCUGAUGGGCUGCUAGUUCCAACAAAGGAUACAAAUACAAGCUCUUAGGAACAUUUGCUUUGUUGACAGUGAAAUUAGGAUGUAAGUCCAUUAAACCACCAGAAAACACUGGACAGCAGUGACAAUAUCAAAAUGAAAUGCUAUAUACUGUAUUGUUUUUUCUUAUGUGUGCAAAUGUGUACUUACAUGUUACUGUAUAUUUGGGUACAUGUUUUUUAUUUGUGUGUUUAGAAAUGUUUUAUUUGAAAAUCUAAUGAUUUUUGCUGAAUCAAUGUAUGCCACUGUGAUGAUGAGUUUCUGAGAUAGCUUUUUAGCUUUCACUUGCCAGUAGUUUAUAUUUUAUUCUUUAUCUGGAGUAUUUGUAAUUUGCUUUCUUUUUACAAAACACCUUGGGAAUGCUAAUCUUAUGUCCACUGAUAUGAACAAACAAAAAACACACAGUGCAUAUCUGCUUAUUGCUGUUAUAAUGUUGAGAAUGUAUGCAUUUUAGGAUAACUUCUUGUAAAAUAUUCUGCAUAACCACCAGACCUCCUACAUGAAGAACAGACACAAUUGCUGCUUUAUUUAUCGAGUUGAAAUCUGUAUGUUGAAAACACUCUCACUGCCUUCUUCUGGUUCCCUAGAACUGGAAAGGUUCACCUAAACUGAGGCCCAUAUUAAACUACAACUUCAGCCCACCAGACAGUGAUAAAUAUUAAAUCUAAUGCCUGAUGGAAGCCUUUAAUACAAACAAAAGUUGCUGCUUUUACAAUUUUAUGAAUUGUGGGUGAGUCCAGAUGUUGAUUUCAAACUCAGCCUUAUUUGUUUACAGAUAAACAUUACUGUGACUUUAGUUUUGCAGUAUUACAGUGUAGAUGUUUAUUACAUGGUGGCUGAGUGCCAUUGUGAUAUACAGUAGUUCUAUAUUUUUCAAACCUGUUUCUGGAAUAUACUGUAUGUCUGCUAAAUAGUCCGUUAGAAACAUAGCUACUGUAUGUGGGGCUAUUACUUUUGUGAUCAUUGUAACUCAGUCCAAUGGUCUGGUUAGAACUGAAUGCACAAUGAACUUUUAAACGAGUCCAAAGUUAUUUAGAAGGAGUGCAGUUAAUAUAUAUCUGACCAUAGUUCUCAGAAUCUGAAUGUACCCUUUAUUGAUGACAGCUCAUUUAUUGGUGUUAUCAAGUGUUGUGAUUGUACUAUAUGUACACAUCUGUAAGAAGUUAUAAAUAAAUUACAUUCUUUACAAAGUCUGAUGAUUGAACAGGAAAAUGCAAAUGCAGUACACAUUCUUGAUUUGGAUAUCUUUGCACAGUGCAAACUAUGUAAUGCAAA